UUUAUUGUUCAUCGUUUAGAAUAACAACAUUUAGAAACUACAAUCACCAAAAUGUUGCCAAGAGAAUGUACACGUGUCGCCGCUUUGAUAGUCUUCCUUCCAGUCGUCUUUGCUGUGGUGACCAUUCGACCAAUCUCCACCAUCUACUUGCCAUACAGUUACAAUGGCGAUCAAGGCCUCUUUGGUAUUGAUGUUGCUGCAGUGGAGCAGACUGGGUAUGAUACUAACAACAAAAUUGCUUAUUCAGCAGGUGAUAGCUAUAUCCACAUCACUGAUUGGUCGAAUGUGACCACGCCCACUAUACUAGAGCGUAUUGCUGUGCAGACGACUUGCAACGAUAUCGAGACAUGUGGUGAUUAUGUGGCGUUUGUUCUCCAGGGAACCCAGGAGACAGACAACGGAACUCUGCAUAUUUACCCCCUCUACGACAAAACUCAUGGAAACUGGACGCAACUUCAUGAAAUCUCACUCGGUAGCAAACCUGAUAUGCUCCAUUUCUCCCACGAUUGUCGUACGAUUGUCGUCGCAAACGAAGGAGAAGCUGACCAAAAUGCCGACAUGACAGAAUUCAUCAACCGUGAAGGGUCCAUCUCCAUCAUCCGAUUAUCCGCCGAUGGCUCCACGUUUAGUUCAUCUUUGCUCAACUUCACGCAGUUUAAUGACAGGGCGGAUGAAUACGUCGCAAGAGGAGUGCGUUACCCAUACCGCGGGGAGUUAGAUGGUGCUAGUGAUACGUUCGCCCAAAACAUGGAGCCUGAAUACAUCACAUAUAAUCAUGAUGAUACGAAAGCAUUCGUUGCCUUACAGGAAAACAAUGCCAUUGCCGUGGUGGAUCUGGUUGCUGAUGAGAUAGAGGACAUUUAUCCCCUUGGUGAAAAGAACUGGAUUGACUUUGAUCUAGAUGCAAGUGACAAAGAUGACGCUAUCAUGUUUAGGAGAAACAAUAUAUCCAGUUUCUACCAACCUGACGGGAUCAAGUAUUUCGAAGUGGAUGGAGUCGGCUACAUCGUAACGGCCAAUGAGGGCGAUACUUUUGAGUACACGCUGGGUACUGAUGAAUGGACGGAGGACCAGAGGGGAAACGACUUCAAAGCAGGUAAAGUGUAUAGGAUAUAUUUCACAAACAGAUUACUGAUCGUAGGUUAA
Molecule: messenger RNA, 1146 nt
Organism: Lytechinus pictus (painted urchin)
Lineage: Eukaryota; Metazoa; Echinodermata; Echinoidea; Temnopleuroida; Toxopneustidae
Product: mesenchyme-specific cell surface glycoprotein-like
Exons: 6
Coding region: 52-1146 (364 amino acids)
Molecular function (GO): protein binding
Source: RefSeq, a predicted model, not a curated record